Messenger RNA from Drosophila busckii, 1142 nucleotides. Its product is annotated as zinc finger matrin-type protein 3. Lineage: Eukaryota; Metazoa; Arthropoda; Insecta; Diptera; Drosophilidae. The record is from RefSeq and is a predicted model, not a curated record. Gene Ontology annotation, cellular component: nucleus. Gene Ontology annotation, molecular function: nucleic acid binding; zinc ion binding. The coding region runs from base 31 to 1134 and encodes 367 amino acids. The transcript has a single exon.
CUAGUCAAAUAUAGUAUAAGUAAGCACGAAAUGUCUUCAGAAUAUCUCAGUGGCUACCACAUACCCUUGGUAGCCUCUGUUGCGCCACAACCAGUCAUUGCGACGCCUACGUCCGAAGCGUCAAUAAACAAUGUGAAUCGCUUUUUGUCGCCUGGAAAGCCCAUUGAAACCAUAGAUGCCACUGUUAUUGCUGCUGUUACACAGCGUCCACAGAAGCGCAAGCUAUCCCAAGAGCCUUGCACUGAGGGCAGCAAGCUGAUUUUUUUUUCGGGACGCGAUGAAAGCUAUCCGGCGGAACUGAAUAAACUAAUAGAGCCAUUGUCCUGUCAGUUAUGUAAGACGCAGAUGACAUCAAUGAAGUGCGCCAAGGAUCACUACGGCUCCAAGGCACACGAUCGUCAUAUGAACGCCUGGCUUGCCAAGAACUACACCGAAAUGGGCCUGGAGACGCCGCCUAUCAAGCGACUUCUUAAGGAAGGUCCCAUCGGACCAAACGCGUUUCACUGUGAGCUCUGCGACUUGCCGCUAACUUCAGCAACACAUGCACGACAGCACUAUGCUGGUCGCAGGCAUCAGCUUGUGCAGCAAAAGCGCUCCAAGCCAUCUGGUGCCGGUUACUUCGAUGCGGAGAACAAAUGGGUGCGCACGGGCACCAAGGCAGAGCCAAAAGUGACAGACGAUGGUCGCUUUGGCAUUGGAGAACUAUUCAUUCAGGCUUCGAAGGAGCACCAGCUGAUUAAUACCAAAGAAACUAACAAUGGCCAGCCAUUGGAUGAGGGACUCCAUUGCAAAAUAUGCAAAAUCAGGGUAUCAUCCAAAUCACAAAUCCAAAUGCAUUUGGAUGGCGCCAAGCAUCAAAAGAAUCUACGGAAACAGCUGAUUGAUCCUGAUGCCACCACAACCAAAAACAAUCAAGCAGCGACGAUACCAGCAGGAGACUUAAUCGCUAGCAAAGCUCAACCAGAGGCAGACAAAAAGAUUGAUGAUCUUCCUAUGUACCGCACGCCGUCUGGCUCUUAUUAUUGUAAGCUUUGCAACAUGGCUAUGAAUCAUAUAACUAUCCUGCAACAACAUUUGCAGGGAAAAAAGCAUUUAAAGAACAUGCGACAACAGCAUGAAAAGACAACCAACUAAAUACGUAA